AUGGCGAAGCCCCUUGCCUUGUCCAUGUCGACCGUAUUUGGCCGUCGAAAAGACACAGUCUCCAAAAGCUGGAGUGACAUGUGGGAUGAGGACGAGGAAGAACAGGAAGAACAGAUGAGGGCUUUUCAGGAGUUUAACUCCAGGACAUGGAGCCAUGAGAGUAGAACCGAGGUGAAGAAGGUUGACAAUCAAGACUCUCCUCCCACCUCUCAUGUUACCAUUAAGGGGAAUGUGGAUGAUGACCUGGUUGCGGAUGGGUUCUUCUUCCAGGACUCUCCUGUAGUCAAGCUGGUGUCAACCACGCCACGGUACUCUCCUCCAUCCAAACGAUUCAACUACGACAAAUGGGCUGCAUUGGGUGAGCGUCGGAGGGGUCAGGGCUCUGGUAUGGAAAUGGAAAAGUCGCCUGGCUUGAAGCCGCGACGUCAAUUUGGUUUUGGAUAUAAAUCUUAUGAAGCCGGCGUUUGGGAUUAUUCAACAUAUAACAACAACAAUAACAACAACAACACCACUAUGAGUAAGAAUUGGGGCAGAGAUCGAACCAAAGAAUGCCCUUGGAAUAAGGGAAGAGAUUGGAACUGGCGCCGAGAUCACAAGCGCAAUGAUUUCGGGGACGUUGAGUGGGUUGGUGGUUGGUAG
Messenger RNA from Metarhizium acridum CQMa 102, 639 nucleotides. The record is from RefSeq and is a predicted model, not a curated record. Lineage: Eukaryota; Fungi; Ascomycota; Sordariomycetes; Hypocreales; Clavicipitaceae.